Messenger RNA from Lobosporangium transversale, 393 nucleotides. RefSeq lists its product as hypothetical. The record is from RefSeq and is a predicted model, not a curated record. The coding region runs from base 1 to 393 and encodes 130 amino acids. The transcript is spliced from 4 exons. NCBI's taxonomy places the organism in Eukaryota, Fungi, Mortierellomycota, Mortierellomycetes, Mortierellales, Mortierellaceae.
AUGAGGGCAAUAUUCGGCGGUCUGGGAGCAACUCAUGUUUUUUUUUUUUUUUUUUUUUUUCUUGAAGUAAACGGAGCUUGGUGCAUGGAAUCACUUCUUGAUCACUUCAGUAUGCGUGAUACGUUGGCUUACAUUGGUGCGUUUGCCGACUACAUGGCUCCAGCAUAUUUUUGGACAAAUUGGGUACACAAAACAGACAAAAUCUGCACACGUUCGUUUCUAUCGAGUACAAAUGUAAUUGCUGGAAUAGUAACGCCUCGCACAGUUGCCACACGCUCAAUAAAAUACAGUUUCUACAAUAGCAAAAGAGCUCCUCCUGUUAUAUUGGAACUCAUCCCAAAGAAAGGAUGGAGCCUGAUCCCAAACAAACCGGUUGGCCCCAUAAGAGCAUAG